AAGAAAUAACAAUAUUAUCACAAAGAAGAAAUAAAAUAAAAACUGUGUGAUGGCAAAAAUGUGAGCGUAUGUGUGGGGUUUUCCUUUCCGAGAAGAAGAAGCUUGGCUUGGCACUGCGGAAGUUGAGCAAAGGGAAAAAUAAAGGUUGCGCAAUUGUAGUGUUUGGGAAUGGAAUUGGGUUUGAAUUUAGGGUUGUAUUUGUACCCUCCAUCAUCACCACUAUGUACUACUAUUAGCAAGAAGCAUAGACUCAACAAUUACAAUUACAAUGUUAGUAAGAAACUCUCCAUUUCCAUGGCCAUGCUAUCUGCUCCCCAGGCAUAUGAUUCAGAGUUAGAGAACAAAAAACAUGAACUUUUGACCUCUCUACAAGACACACAAAGAGGCCUCUUAACAACUCCUCAUCAACGUUCUUUUAUAGAAGAAGCUCUUGUGAAUGUGGAAGGGAGCAACAAGGGUGAGCCAAUUGAUUUGGACAAGUUGGAUGGAACAUGGCGCCUGCAAUAUACUUCUGCUUCUGAUGUUCUCAUUCUCUUCCAAGCUGCUGCUACACUUCCUUUCUUUCAAGUUGGACAGAUAUUUCAGAAAUUUGAAUGCCGUGGUAACACCGAUGGAGGCGUUAUUCGUAAUGUUGUUCAAUGGAGUAUUCCAAAUUUGUUAGAGGAACAAGAAGGUGCUACUUUGCUUGUAUCUGCCAAGUUUACUCUUGUAUCUGUCCGUAAUAUCUACCUUCAGUUUCAAGAGAUCACAGUUCAAGAUAUAAAUAUUAGUGAACAGGUGCAGGCUCUGUUAGCUCCAGCAAUACUACCACGAUCUUUUAUAAAUUUACAGAUCUUGCAAUAUCUUCGUUCUUUCAAGGCUCAAUUCCCUGUGAGGGAUCCAGGAAGGGAAUCGGUCGGAGGACUAUAUUACCUGAGUUAUUUGGAUGAUAAUAUGCUUUUGGGUCGUGCUGUUGGUGGAGGAGGAGUGUUUGUGUUUACACGAGCUCAAUCGCUUUACUGAUGAGCAUUGAUCUGUUGAUUAAGUCUCAUUGCUUGUCUGCAAUAACAGUAAUACUCAAUGAGCCGUCGAUACAGAGAUGAAGAAAUAGAUUGGAUAAGACAUAAUAUGUAAUUGUUGUGAAUUGUGAUAUAUUAUUUGAAAUGCUACUUUUUGUUUUGUAUCUAUUGAUUUCAUUUUCAUUAUUGUAUAUUGAUAUAGUUUGUGCUCAAUAUAGCUUUUGAUAUAAGAUGCCUA
Molecule: messenger RNA, 1236 nt
Organism: Cicer arietinum (chickpea)
Lineage: Eukaryota; Viridiplantae; Streptophyta; Magnoliopsida; Fabales; Fabaceae
Product: probable plastid-lipid-associated protein 10, chloroplastic
Source: RefSeq, a predicted model, not a curated record